AUGAGUAGGCAAUUCAGUUCUAGAUCUGGCGGAGGGAUUAGGACUUCCCGGGGAUAUACGUCUUCCACUGCUAUCAUUCCUGGUGGGACAAAAGCUAGUUUCAGCUCAGUUUCAUUAUCCCGAGGUGUGAGGGGAAGCACAGGAUUGGGUGGGGGCUUUGGUAGUAGAAGUCUCUACAGUCUGGGGAGUAGCAAACGAAUCUCUCAUGGAAUUGGCCAUGGUGGCAUUGGAGGAAGCUUCUGGAGUGGUGUAGGACUUGGUGGUGGCAGUGGAUUUGGUGGUGGUGGUGGUGGUGGAUAUGGAUAUGGAUAUGGAGCCGGAGCUGGAUAUGGAGCUGGAUAUGGAGCUGGAUAUGGAGCUGGAGCUGGAGCUGGAGGUUAUGGUUUAGCUUUAGGAGUGGGAGGCUACAGUGGUGGAGGAAGAAUGGGUCCCAUGGUUCCUCCAGGGGGCAUCCAGAAAGUGACCGUCAAUCCCAACCUCCUGUCACCACUGCACUUAGAGAUUGAUCCUGAGAUUCAAAAAGUGCGGGAACAUGAAAGGGAACAGAUCAAGACCCUCAACAACAAGUUUGCAUCAUUCAUUGACAAGGUACGGUUUCUCGAGCAGCAAAAUAAAGUGCUAGAAACAAAAUGGAACCUUCUGCAGCAACAUGGCAGCACAGCCCCAAAGGUCAACGUUGAAUCCCUCUUUGAGAUUUACAUCAGCACCCUUAGGAGGCAACUGGACUCCUUAAUGGGCGAUCGAGGGAGGUUGGAUGGAGAGCUAAGAAAUGUGCAGGACCUUGUAGAAGACUUCCGAAGGAAAUAUGAAGAUGAAAUUAACAAGCGCACUGCUGCUGAAAAUGACUUUGUUGGUAUCAAAAAGGAUGUUGAUGGUUCAUUCAUGCAUAAAGUUGAGCUGCAAGCAAAGUCUGAUAGGCUGUCAGAUGAGAUCAACUUCCUGAAAGCCCUCUAUGAGGCCGAAUUGGCUCAAAUCCAAGGACAGAUUACUGACACCAAUGUUGUCUUGCAAAUGGACAACAACCGAGAUCUAGACCUCAACAGUAUCAUUGCUGAAGUGAAAGCACAGUAUGAAGACAUUGCUAACAGGAGCCGGGCUGAGGCAGAAGCAUGGUACCAAAGCAAGUUUCUGGAACUUCAGAGCACAGCUGUUGGUCAUGGGGAUGACCUGAAAAACACCAAGAAUGAGAUUGUGGAACUGAAUCGGAUUAUCCAGAGACUAAGAGCAGAAAUUGAUGGUGUGAAGAAACAGAUUACCAAUAUCCAGGGAGCAAUUGCUGAUGCUGAACAGCGUGGGGAGAUGGCCCUGAAAGAUGCCAGAGUGAAACUCACUGACCUGCAACAAGCUCUGCAGAAUGGGAAGGAUGAGCUGGCACGUCUCCUGCGGGAUUAUCAGGAGCUGAUGAAUGUCAAAUUGGCUCUGGAUAUUGAGAUUGCUACAUACCGCACCCUGCUAGAAGGCGAAGAAUGCAGGAUGUCUGGAGAACUCACUACCCCUGUGAGCAUGUCGGUGAUCAGCAGCUCAUCUACCAUCAGUGGAGGCGGUUACGGCAUCGGAGGUGGUGGAGGUGGUGCUCGAGUGAGCAGUGGAGGAUUUGGUCUGGGGGGCGGUGGAGGAGUGGGAAGCAGUGGUGCUGGAGGCAGCCUGAGCCUGACAAUGGGAGGUGGCAGUGGUGGUAGUUAUGGUAUGAGCAGUGGGGUUACUACUGGCGGGAGUGGUUACAGUACUGGAAGCUAUGGUGGGGGAAUGGGCAUUGGAGGUGGAGGAGGCUCCUCGAGUAUGAAAUAUGUCUCAACCACAACCUCAUCAUCCAGCAGAAAAGUGGUCAGAUAA
This is a messenger RNA of Python bivittatus (Burmese python), 1833 nucleotides long. RefSeq names its product keratin, type II cytoskeletal 6A-like. Gene Ontology annotation, cellular component: keratin filament. The record is from RefSeq and is a predicted model, not a curated record. Gene Ontology annotation, biological process: keratinization; intermediate filament organization. Gene Ontology annotation, molecular function: structural constituent of skin epidermis. Lineage: Eukaryota; Metazoa; Chordata; Lepidosauria; Squamata; Pythonidae.